Molecule: messenger RNA, 975 nt
Organism: Castor canadensis (American beaver)
Lineage: Eukaryota; Metazoa; Chordata; Mammalia; Rodentia; Castoridae
Source: RefSeq, a predicted model, not a curated record
AUGCCACAACCUAAUAAAAGAACAGCCAGCCUGCCAAGUCCCCAUCCCAUAGGCCUGCAUAGCCUCUGCUCUACUCCACUGGGCUCUCCGCCCCUUGGGCUGCGCCGGGCCACAGCUUGGUGCCAGAUCCAUGCACCACCACCACUAGUAUCCCUGCCUCCCAGGAUGUGCUGGGCCCUAGCCCCAUGCCAGGUCCACGUCCCUCAGGGACCCCCACCCCUCAAUCCCCCUGCCCCUCAGGCUCUGCUGGGCCCCAGCUCUGCAUGGGACCACCGGAUUCACACCACACCGGGACCCCCGCCACCUGGGCCAUGCCGGAUCCCCACCUCCUGGGCCAUGCCGGAGCUGUGCCCUGCCGGGACCCAUGCUUCUUGGGCCAUGCUGGAUCCAUACCCUGCCAGGACCCCCGCCCCUCAAUUCCCCCUGCCCCUCGGGCUCUGUUGGGCCCCAGCUCCACAUGGGAUGACUGGAUCCACACCACACCUGGAUCCCCACCUCCUGGGCCACAAGGGAUUCACGUCCCACUGGGACCCCCCCACUGCCUGGGCUGUGCUGAAACCAGGACCCCCACGUCUUGGGCCAUGCCAGAUCCAUGCCCUGCCAGGACCCCUGCCUCUUGGGUCACACCAGAUCCACACCCCACCAUUACCCCCACCCCUCAAUCCCCCUACCCCUCAGGCUCUGCUGGGCCCCACCUCCAUGGGGGACAACUGGAACCAAGACCCACCUGGAUCCCUGACUCCUGGGCUGCGCCAGAUCCAUGCCCUGCCAGGACCCCUGCCCCUUGAAUCCCCUGCCACUCAGGCUCUGCUGGGCCCCAGCUCCCCAGGGGACAACCAGAGCCACAACCCAUCAAGAUCUCCACGCCUCAGGGCUGGGCACCAGCUGUAUGCAAGACCACCCCAUCCCCCAGCCCGCUGGGAUCCCCGCCAUCUGGGCGGAGCCAGGCCCCAGCUCUAUAGGCUUUCCAGAUAA